GUUUUAUCAUUCGACAGAGUGAACAAAGAUUAAGAUGUGAUAUUCUAAGAGUUUCAUAUGGUAAUCACAUUUUAUUAUCGAGAAUGACUGAUUUUGGUGGUGAUACUAGUGUACACUUCUUUGACCAAAAGAUGACAAAUAAACUGAAUUCUACUGCAAAUGAUCGAUCUCCCGACGAAAUCUCUAAAGCCACAGAUAAUACUGGAUAUCGAUAUAAUUUAAACUCGAUUAGGAUUCUCU
Molecule: messenger RNA, 240 nt
Organism: Dentiscutata heterogama
Lineage: Eukaryota; Fungi; Glomeromycota; Glomeromycetes; Diversisporales; Gigasporaceae
Source: the annotation of a GenBank genome assembly